Centruroides sculpturatus (bark scorpion) is the source of this 3139-nucleotide messenger RNA. RefSeq names its product catenin delta-2-like. Gene Ontology annotation, molecular function: cadherin binding. The transcript is spliced from 15 exons. Gene Ontology annotation, biological process: cell-cell junction assembly; cell-cell adhesion. Gene Ontology annotation, cellular component: plasma membrane; cytoplasm; nucleus. The coding region runs from base 414 to 3122 and encodes 902 amino acids. Lineage: Eukaryota; Metazoa; Arthropoda; Arachnida; Scorpiones; Buthidae. The record is from RefSeq and is a predicted model, not a curated record.
GAUCUUUCUCUUCUUGUUUUUUUGUUUUCUUUUUUUUUUAAUGUGAGUCAUCGCCCUCCACUCCAGUUAUUUGUUACUGUGCGCGUUAUGAAGUUAGAUAAGUAAACAACGUCGACAAUAGUAACAAUCUUGACACGUCGGACGUCAUUUUUCAUUCCGGUUCUUUCACCGAUCAUCCGAAUCGCCAUUUCGAACCGAUUGCCGUUAUUGUAUACGCCAUUAUGAGAGGAAACGAAUGUUACCAUUACUUUAUCUUUGGCCCCUUCCGAUCGAUAUAGAAUUUGUUAAAUUAAUAACGAAUUUAUUUAUAUUGGCGAAUCGAGGCAACGUUUCCCGAAGCGUCGUAACAACUUUUCUGACAUCCGUCAACGUCACACAGUAGUAGCAGACACCUGAAAAGCAGUCACCACAAUAUGGCCGACUCUCAUAUGAAUUAUUAUCCUGAUAGAAAUACAAAUAUGAAACAUUACAUUCCAUAUCCCGAUGGCGUUUAUACUCAGGAAGAACUUCCGGAAGUAGAAGAGUCAUACAGUAUGACUUAUCGAACGUCCACUUCAACUAACGGUCACGGAGAUAACGAAUCUCCAGAUUGUCAGAAUGUAGGAAAAAAUGCACAUUUGAUCAGUCGUACCACAUCUCAAACAAAGACACAACAAGUGAAAACUGUAACAAAAGUAGUGAGUACUCGUAAAGUUCAGCACAUAGGACCAGACGGCCAACCAAUGGAAUAUUCUCCGUAUGAUAAUGCUCCGGUGAAUUCUGAGGAAUAUGAAAAUUAUCCAUAUUCUACAAGUGACAUUCCAUCAAAUUACGAUACUUAUGAUUCAGGUCGACCACCAAGCCCAGCAGGACAAGUACCACCUCAGAAUUAUCACCCUGAUUAUGGUAAUUAUGGUAGAAUAUCAUCUCCACCAGUUGAAAAAAAUUGCGAAAUGUAUCAUUCUCAAAGUGGUCAAAAUUAUGCUGAAUAUGGGUAUCAGAGAUGUCCUCCUCCGUCCUUAGAACAUGGGUCUGCACAUAGAGCAAUGCCUCAAGUUCCCAGAAUUGGCAUCGAUUAUACACAGCAUCCAUGUAGUUAUGAAGAAUUGGAUUCUCUUUCACCAAAUGCAGCUGAUUAUCAAGGUAGAUAUAAGAAUGAUCAAUUUGGAUACAAUCCAUAUGAAACUAGUCCAUUACCACAGAGUUACUUGGAUCACAGACCAAGCUAUGAUGACCAUCCUUCCAAUCAUCAUCCCAACACACAUCCAGCUGCUACUUAUGCAUCACCCUCAAAAGAGUUCGAAGGUGAAAUGCUUCCUUGUGAUGGACACAUUAAUCAACCUCACAACACAACUAUUGAUGAAAAUGGAAGAGAAAUGAUGUGGAGAUAUCCGGAUCUUCACGAAGUUAUAGAAUUUUUAAAUCAUCCAAAUAACGUUAUAAGAGCAAAUGCUGCUGCUUAUUUACAACAUUUAUGUUACAUGAAUGAUUCUACAAAACAAAAAACAAGAGCUUUAGGAGGAAUUCCUCCACUGAUCGAUUUACUAAAUCAGGACAUUCCGGAAAUUCAGAAAAAUGCCUGCGGCGCGCUGAGAAAUCUUUCGUUUGGACGGCAAAACGACGAAAAUAAGAGAGCAAUCUGUAAUUCUGGUGGAAUUCCUGCCUUAAUCCAUUUAUUAAGAAAAACACCCGACAGUGAAAUUCGCGAUUUAGUGACUGGUGUCUUGUGGAAUUUAUCUUCUUCUGAAGAUUUAAAAAGGAUAAUUAUAGAUGAUUGUUUGCACGUACUUGUAAAUCACAUUAUUAUUCCACACUCGGGAUGGGAUAAGAACGAAGAUCAAAAUCGCAUGAAGUCUCACGAAAUACACUGGUCUACUGUUUUCCGAAAUGCCAGUGGUGUAAUAAGAAAUGUGAGUUCAGCAGGCGAGUAUGCUAGGCAGAGACUUAGAGCAUGUGAGGGGUUAGUUGAUGCACUCCUCCAUUUAGUUGGUUCGGCUAUUGGAAAAAAUGAUAUAGAUAAUAAGUGUGUUGAGAACUGUGUUUGCAUAUUAAGAAAUUUAUCGUAUCGUUGUCAAGAAGUGGAGGAUCCAGAAUAUGAAAAGCAUCAUUUGACAUCCUUGCAUUCUAGUCUUCCCAUCAAAUCUGUCGGAGAUAAUUUAGGAUGUUUUGGUGCUAACAAGAAGAAAAAAGAAAUCGCGAACGUAGAUAAGAGGAAAACUAAUUCCAGAAAUGCAACAAAUUUAUCGCCUACUUCCGAGCCGGUCAGAGGAAUGGAACGUCUCUGGCAACCGGAAGUAGUUCAGAUCUAUUUGGCGCUUUUAUCAGACUGCUCCAAUCAAGCCACGUUAGAGGCGGCAGCAGGAUCGAUUCAAAACUUGGCAGCGUGUUAUUGGCAGCCUAGUAUCGACAUCAGAGCAACGGUUAGAAAAGAGAAAGGUCUUCCAAUCCUUAUAGAGUUAUUAAAAAUGGAUGAAGACAGAGUCGUCUGUGCCGUUGCUACAGCUCUGCGAAAUCUUGCAAUGGAUCAAAGAAACAAGGAAUUAAUAGGCAAGCAUGCAAUGAGAGAUCUCAUUCAAAAAUUACCAAGCAGUGCAUCUCAGCAAAUUGCAUCGGACGAUACAAUUGCAGCAAUCUUAGCAACAUUAAACGAAGUAAUUGUCAGAAAUAGUGACUUCGCUUACACUUUACUGGAAGCGGGAGGAGUCGAAAGAUUAAUGUAUAUAAUGAAUCAAAAAGGCAGAUUUUCCUCGAGGAUUAUUAAGUUUACAUCUGAGUCGUUGUAUAAUUUGUGGCAACAUCAAGAACUUCGAGAAGCUUACAGAAAAGUAGGAUGGAGAGAAUGUCAUUUCAUUAACAAAACAUCACUUUCCAGAAAUGCAUCGUCUCCCAUGAACAGUUUCAAUAGUUCGCUCAGUUGCCCCGUUAGCUCCCAAAGCGGAACAAAAUACGAAGACAAAACACUUCCCAGAGGACAGGAAUUAAAUUCUAUAUCACCCGGUAUAAGAAUUUUUAUUAUUAUUUUUUUGGUUUAUAAAUUUAUAUAUACCAUACAGUUUCAGAAACAGUUGAAUUUUGUCAGAGAUUUCACUUCUUAUCACUAUAAUUUAACUCCAAAUGAUUUUAAAUUUUGUACAGUAAUAUAAACAAAAAGUUUUGAAAC